AUCUGGCGAGAGUGAAUGUGCAUGAAGUACAUUAGACUUAAUUACAAACAAAACCAAGCAACCCCUCAGGCCCUCACCCCUCCUAUAUAAAUGAGCCUCUACCAUCUUCUUCCAGCCAUGACUUGUAAACAAAACACUCUGCAUUCUACCGCAAGAACUUAAACAAGUCAUCAACUGAGAAAAAUGGAAAAUGGUGCAAUUCUUUUAUAUUUAAGUUUUAGCUUUCUUCUUGCAUUGCUCUCUUAUAUAUUACUUAAAAGAAACAAGAGAGAUGGGCAGCAAAGAAAAGAGCUCCCUCCUGGUUCAAUGGGGUGGCCAUAUAUUGGACAAACUCUUCAGCUCUACUCUCAAGAUCCAAGUGUGUUCUUUGCUAACAAACAGAAAAGGUAUGGUGAAAUUUUCAAGACUCAUUUACUUGGUUGUCCCUGUAUCAUGCUGGCUAGCCCGGAGGCGUCGCGGAUGGUUCUGACCACUCAGGCUCAUUUGUUCAAGCCAACUUACCCCAAGAGCAAGGAAAGCUUGAUUGGACCAUCUGCACUGUUUUUCCACCAAGGAGACUAUCAUGCUCGUCUCCGAAAACUGGUUCAGAGCUCUCUAUCCCCUGAAGCAAUUCGGAACUUGGUACCCGGUAUAGGAGCUGUUGCAAGCUCUGCCCUUGAUUCUUGGGCCAGCACUCAUGUCAUUAGUACCUUCACUGAAAUGAAAAAGGCUUCUUUUGAAGUGGGGAUACUGGCUAUUUUUGGCCACUUGGAGACUCAUUACAAGCAUGAGCUGAAGAAGAACUAUAGCAUAGUGGAUGGAGGAUACAACUCUUUUCCUUCCAGAUUACCAGGAACUCCGUACAAAAAGGCCCUACUGGCCAGGAAGAGGUUAAGUGAGAUUCUUAGUGAGAUUAUUCAUGAAAGAAAAGAGAAGAGGUCAGAUGAGAAGGACCUUCUGGGCUGUCUUUUAAACUUCAAAGAUGAGCAUGGUGAAAUCCUAAAUGAAGAUCAAAUUGCUGAUAACAUUAUAGGAGUUCUUUUCGCGGCUCAGGACACCACAGCCAGUGUCAUGACAUGGAUCCUCAAGUACCUCUAUGAUAAUCCAAAGCUUCUGGAGACGGUAACGGCUGAGCAGAUGGCAAUUCACAUGUCAAAUAAUGAAAAUGAUUCUCAUUUGACAUGGGUUCAGACAAGAAACAUGCCUGUUACUCAAAAGGUGAUUUCAGAGACCUUGAGAAUGGCAAGCAUUAUAUCUUUUACAUUUAGAGAAGCUGUGGCUGAUGUGGAAUACAAAGGGUACCUAAUUCCAAAAGGGUGGAAGGUUCUGCCUUUGUUCAGAAACAUUCAUCACAGUGCAGAAUUUUUCACCAGCCCUCAGGAGUUUAAUCCUUCAAGAUUUGAGAAUCCACCUAAACCUAAUACAUUCAUGCCAUUCGGCAGUGGCGUCCAUGCCUGUCCAGGAAAUGAGCUAGCCAAGUUGGAGAUGCUCGUUAUGAUUCACCACCUCGUCACUAAAUUCAGGUGGGAAGUCGUGGGAUCUGCAGCAGGGAUCCAGUAUGGACCAUUUCCAGUUCCCAUGCAUGGCCUUCCUGCAAGAUUUUGGAGAAAAUCUACCAUCUGAAGGCACUAGGCAGGAAGCAUGGGUGCUUACGACAAAAAGUCAGAGGCGCUCUACAAGCUUAGUUUACCCCCUAUCUUCUUAAUGAAUCUUCUAGUUAGUACUUUAACUCAUCCCCAACCAAGUCCUCUGGGGAUAAUAACUCCAUUUUCCAUGUCAUUUAUAUUCUUAAUAUGAAUCAAAGAUACGAUUUUCACUCUA
Messenger RNA from Daucus carota subsp. sativus, 1800 nucleotides. Its product is annotated as abscisic acid 8'-hydroxylase CYP707A1. The record is from RefSeq and is a predicted model, not a curated record. Bases 184 to 1602 code for a protein of 472 amino acids. Gene Ontology annotation, biological process: sterol metabolic process. The transcript is spliced from 9 exons. Gene Ontology annotation, molecular function: (+)-abscisic acid 8'-hydroxylase activity; heme binding; iron ion binding. NCBI's taxonomy places the organism in Eukaryota, Viridiplantae, Streptophyta, Magnoliopsida, Apiales, Apiaceae.